Cryphonectria parasitica EP155 is the source of this 756-nucleotide messenger RNA. RefSeq lists its product as uncharacterized. Bases 1 to 756 code for a protein of 251 amino acids. Gene Ontology annotation, cellular component: endoplasmic reticulum membrane. The record is from RefSeq and is a predicted model, not a curated record. The transcript is spliced from 2 exons. Lineage: Eukaryota; Fungi; Ascomycota; Sordariomycetes; Diaporthales; Cryphonectriaceae. Gene Ontology annotation, biological process: GPI anchor biosynthetic process.
AUGUCCGCCUCUACUUCGUCGUCGUCGUCCUCCCCUUCCAAGGCUCAGUCGAUCGCCGGGAAGACUAGCGACCAGUCUCAAUUGCAGCAGCCUGUUCGCCUGAAGGCGACGAUUGUAGUACAAGCAGCACGUCAUGUCUCCCCAGUCGUCCUUGCUGGCCUGUUCAUGGCUGGCUUUGGACAUCUCGUCGCCUCUCCUGUGUCGACCAUGUGGGCCGCCUUGCCCGUCGUCGCCGCUCUGCAGCUCCUCCACGCCAUCAUCUGUCUUCCCGUGGCUGGCUCUUCCGGAGCAAUCAAGGCCAGGAAACAGCGCUCUGGCGACAAGAAGAAGGCCACCGAAGGCUCCGGCCCAAACCUGGUCAUUACGGCCCUGCUCUCUCUCCUGCUCUCCGUCCUCCUGGCGCCUAUCCUCCACGCUGCGAUGAUUCUUUUCGGCGCCCCUUUACUCACGCACGUCUCGCAUACCUUCCUGUGCGCCGCACACCUGUCUCUCCUGACCUCCUUCCCGCUCUUCUACGUCCACGGUAUCGACCCGACCGUGUGGACCUCACUCGCCGGUUUCAAGGCUCCUCUCGACGAGUGCUAUGGUGGCCUCUUGGGAGGAUUCCUAGGCGCUUGGCUGGGUGCCGUGCCUAUCCCGCUGGACUGGGAUCGUGAGUGGCAGAAGUGGCCCGUUACCAUCUUGGUCGGUAUAUACGCUGGCUAUCUAUCUGGGCGGAUACUUGGAGGUACUCUGCUCUGGGGGAAAAAGUUUUGA